Eruca vesicaria subsp. sativa (arugula) is the source of this 2988-nucleotide messenger RNA. NCBI's taxonomy places the organism in Eukaryota, Viridiplantae, Streptophyta, Magnoliopsida, Brassicales, Brassicaceae. The record is from the annotation of a GenBank genome assembly.
GUUUUAAUCUUAUCUUAAACCUAUCUUUCACAAUUCACAUGCCAUUUCUCUUUCUUCAUUGGUUAAUCUCUUCCCAAUGCUUAUUUUGAAGUUUAUUUACUCUCUUCUCCCAAAGACAGACGACGACGACUCUCUUCAGAUCUACUCACUGUUCAUUCUCUUCUCAUCAUCUUCUUCAUCUGUUUGAUAUUCCGGUGACUGGAACCAUAUAAGAUCAAGAAGAUUCUUGUUGAAUCAGUUAAAAGAGUGUGUUUUGUCCUUAUACGAAAGAGAAACUCUAAUUAAAUGGUCUGCGAAAUGGAGACUGAUCAGACAGAGGAAAUGGACGUCGAAGUCUUAUCUUCCAUGUGGCCCGAAGACGUCGGAACCCAAGCAGACAACCAGUUCAACGUCGAGAAACCCGCAGGAGAUUCAGACACACUAAAAGAAGUAGACAUCGCCGAGAAACGAACCAUGGCUGAUCUAAAACGUUUACCCGAACUCCUCAACACAACCGACCAAGGCUCCUCUCAACUCACCAACCUCGUGAGACAAUGGGAGUACAUGCAAGACCACGCGGUUAGGCUUCUAAGAGAAGAGCUAAAGAUUCUCACUAAACAGAGAGAAGAAGCUGAAGCCAAAGAGUUAAAGAUCAUAGAGGAGCAUAACUUCGAGACCGAGGAGCCUGAGAAUGUCCCCGUUUUGGAUGAGACUAGUCAUCUUUUCCGCAGGUUUAGGCAGAAGAAACGUGAUGAGUUGGUUGAUAGCAAGAGGGUUGUGAUCGAUGAGGAGUUUGAUACGGUUGCGUAUUGGAAACAGAAGGCGUUGAGUUUGGAGAAGAUGCUUGAAGCGAGUACUGAGAGAGAGAGGAGAUUGAUUGAGAAGUUGAAUGAGAGUUUGAAGACUAUGGAGAGUCACUCAGCACCGGUUGAAGAGUUGACUCAGAAUCUUAAAAGAGCUGAAGGUUUCUUGCAUUUUAUUCUUCAGAAUGCACCUAUUGUUAUGGGUCAUCAGGAUAAAGACUUGCGUUACUUGUUUAUCUACAACAAGUUCCCUAGUCUGCGUGAACAGGACAUAUUGGGGAAAACAGACGUGGAGAUAUUCCAUGGAGGUGGAGUUAAAGAGUCUCAAGAUUUCAAGAGAGAGGUUCUUGAGAAAGGGAAAGCUUCAAAGAGAGAGAUAACAUUCGAGACAGACUUAUUCGGAUCAAAGACGUUUUUGAUAUACGUUGAGCCUGUUUACAACAAAGCUCGAGAGAAAAUCGGUAUAAACUACAUGGGGAUGGAAGUAACUGAUCAGGUAAGGAAGAGAGAAAAGAUGGCUAAACUUAGAGAAGACAAUGCAGUGAGAAAGGCAAUGGAAUCAGAACUGACCAAGACCAUUCACAUCACAGAGGAGACAAUGAGAGCUAAGCAAAUGUUGGCGACGAUGUCUCAUGAGAUUAGAUCACCAUUGUCAGGAGUAGUUGGCAUGGCUGAGAUACUUUCAACUACAAAGUUGGAUAAAGAGCAAAGACAGUUGUUGAAUGUUAUGAUCUCUUCUGGAGAUUUGGUGCUUCAGCUGAUUAAUGAUAUUCUUGAUCUCUCCAAAGUUGAAUCAGGUGUGAUGAAGUUGGAGGCUACAAAGUUUAGGCCAAGAGAAGUGGUGAAGCACGUGCUUCAGACAGCUGCAGCAUCUCUGAAGAAAGAUUUGACAUUAGAAGGAAACAUUGCAGAUGAAGUUCCUAUUUUGGUAGUUGGAGAUGUUCUAAGGAUUAGGCAGAUUCUCACCAACUUGAUCAGCAAUGCUAUCAAAUUUACACAUCAAGGAAAGGUUGGGAUCAAACUCAAAGUCAUAUCAGAACCAUCUUUUGCUAGUGAAGAACAAAACGAGACUUCUGUUUGGAUUUGCUGUGACGUUUAUGACACUGGAAUUGGAAUCCCAGAAAAUGCACUUCCUUGUUUGUUCAAGAAGUACAUGCAAGCAAGCGCUGAUCAUGCUCGCAAAUACGGUGGAACUGGUCUCGGUCUAGCCAUUUGUAAACAGCUGGUUGAGUUAAUGGGAGGUCAACUUACUGUGACAAGCCAAGUCAACGCUGGUUCAACGUUCACAUUCAUAUUACCUUACAAAGUUGCUACAUCAGAUGAUCAUUCAGAUGAUCAAGAAGAGUUCUCUGAUAUGGUGGAUCAUCAACCUGAACCAGACGAUACAACCGAAGGAUAUUUCCAGUUUAAACCGCUUCUAGGAUCAAUAUAUUCUAAUGGCGGACCGGUUAUUGGCAACAACUUUUUACCUCAUAAAGUUAUGCUCACUAGCCCUGUUAGGAUUAUCAAUGGUUUUGGCGCUGAGCCUUCUAACAACACUGGACAAAGCGAGACGGUUCAGGUUGGGAACGGUGGUUAUAUGGAUGAAACGAGACAAAAUUGUCCUGAGUCAGGUCAUGAAUAUGGAAAUGGGAAUGGUGGAUGUUCCUCCAAGGAAAGUGAGUCUUGUAGCAGUUCACAAGCCAGCUCAGAAGGUGGAGUCUUAGAAAUGGAGUCAGAGAUUACAGUUUCAUCUAGUAAGGAAGAAGAAAAAACUGAGACAUCAAAGCCAAAGAUUUUGCUUGUGGAAGAUAACAAAAUCAACAUCAUGGUUGCCAAGUCGAUGAUGAAGCAACUAGGCUAUACCAUGGACAUUGCUAAUAAUGGAGUUGAAGCCAUUAACGCGGUUAAAGAGUCAAGCUUCGACUUGGUACUUAUGGAUGUGUGCAUGCCAGUUUUGGAUGGUUUAAAAGCUACAAGACUGAUCCGUUCUUACGAAGAAUCUGGGAACUGGGAUGCAGCACUAGAAGCCGGAGUAGAUAUAAAGACAUCAGAGAAUGACCAAACUUGUGUGCCACCCACAAACCGGUUGCCUAUAGUCGCUAUGACCGCAAACACAUUAGCAGAGAGCUCAGAAGAAUGUUAUGCAAAUGGUAUGGACUCUUUUAUUUCGAAACCUGUAACGUUGCAAAAACUAAAAGAGUGUAUACAACAAUAUCUGCAGUGA